AUGAAAAGGUUAAUUGAGGUCACCUUGAAACAUUCAAACAGCGGAGAACCACCAAAGUUAAAAUGUAAUUUGAGAAAGCACAAACCAAAUCGUAAACCCCGAACGCCGUUCACGACGCAACAACUCCUUUCUUUAGAAAAAAAAUUUAGGGAAAAACAGUAUUUAUCAAUUGCGGAAAGAGCGGAAUUUUCUAGUAGUUUACACUUGACGGAAACCCAAGUUAAAAUAUGGUUUCAAAAUAGGAGAGCCAAAGCAAAAAGAUUACAAGAAGCGGAAAUAGAAAAAUUAAAAAUGGCCGCAGUUGCGGCAGCAAGACCACCGCACAUAUACGGUCCCCCUCAUCAUCCCGCUUUGCAACAGUAUUUUCACCAUCAUCCGGAACAUCCGGCUGCUGCUUUGUUUUCGAGUCCUAGUCCACAUCAUGCGGCUGCCGUCACGGCACUUUUACAAGGAAGACAUCCCGGUAUGGUCGGCAUGGGUGCCAUGAUGAAUCCAAAUUCGAUAUUGGGACCACCACCGCCGCCGCCGCCGCCGCAACCUCCUCACGGUUCUGGUUCUUCUUUGCCGCCACCGCAAAGUAGUCCGACUCCCGGUCUUUCGUAA
This is a messenger RNA of Pediculus humanus corporis (human body louse), 603 nucleotides long. RefSeq names its product Homeobox protein MSX-1, putative. Gene Ontology annotation, molecular function: DNA-binding transcription factor activity, RNA polymerase II-specific; RNA polymerase II transcription regulatory region sequence-specific DNA binding. The transcript is spliced from 2 exons. Gene Ontology annotation, cellular component: nucleus. The record is from RefSeq and is a predicted model, not a curated record. Lineage: Eukaryota; Metazoa; Arthropoda; Insecta; Psocodea; Pediculidae. Gene Ontology annotation, biological process: regulation of transcription by RNA polymerase II; embryonic morphogenesis. Bases 1 to 603 code for a protein of 200 amino acids.